This is a messenger RNA of Cotesia congregata, 615 nucleotides long. The record is from the annotation of a GenBank genome assembly. Lineage: Eukaryota; Metazoa; Arthropoda; Insecta; Hymenoptera; Braconidae.
UCAAAAGAAGAAUUGGUGAGAGAUAAUCAUCGCAUUCGGAAUCCGAAGAUUACGAACCCUUCAUCGUUGGAAUCAUCCCCAGAUGAUAAUGACGAAGAGGAAACGCGAGUCGCUAAGGCUAAAGCAGCUAGAAAUAAUAAAAAACAAAGUGAAUCACAAUGUAAAAAGAGGAAAGUGGAGGAAAUGAUUAAGAUUUACGAAAACGAUAACCAAAAUAAGAAGCAGGCAAGUUCCGAAGAACUCAAUUCAGUUGAUGAUGUAGGAACAGAUCAACCGAAUGGUACUCGAUUCGACGAUUAUGAUUGCAUUCAACGUCAAUCAGAUGUGGAAACUGAUGAAGAGGACAUAAAUAAACGUAAUUCGACAGUUGAUAAGCGAUCUACCCGAAACAGAAUAUCAAGUGAUUCUGAAUCAGAGAAAGAAGGAGAAGUGCCUACUCGAAAUGAUCAAUAUGUUGAACCAAUUGUCAUUAUUAAUGAUAAUAUUGAUAAUAAUACACUUAAUGAAGAUGGAGCAACAUUUGAUCAUAGUCAGGCCUUAAAUCACCCGGGUUAUUUGUCAACAUCAUCUAAGGAAAUUCCUGCGAAAACAACGAUUCUUAAAGACAGAACGAUU